Messenger RNA from Phalacrocorax carbo (great cormorant), 1425 nucleotides. The record is from RefSeq and is a predicted model, not a curated record. Lineage: Eukaryota; Metazoa; Chordata; Aves; Suliformes; Phalacrocoracidae.
GGGCGCGGCGCCGGCCCGGCGGAGCGUCCCCCGCGGAGCGCAUGGAGCGGCGGUGGGUGCCCCUGGCCCUGCUGGGGCUGGGGCUGUGCUGGGCGGCGGCGGCCGAGCGCCACACCGUCUUCUGGAACAGCUCCAACCCCCGGUUCUUGUGGAGUGACUAUGCGGUAGAGGUGCGUCUCAACGACUACCUGGACAUCAUCUGCCCACACUAUGAGGAGGGGAGCGUGGACCCCCGCGCCAUGGAGCGCUACACCCUGUACCUGGUGGAGCUCGAGGAGUACCAGGCCUGCAAACCCCGCUCCAAGGAGCAAAUCCGCUGGGAGUGCAACAAGCCCAGCGCCCUGCAUGGCCCCGAGAAGUUCUCAGAGAAGUUCCAGCGCUUCACCCCCUUCACGCUGGGCAAGGAGUUCAAGGAGGGGCACAGCUACUACUACAUCUCCAAGCCCAUUCACCACCAUGGGGAAGCGUGCCUGAAGCUGAAGGUGACCGUAGCUGGCAAAGGCACUCAGGCACCGCCUGUCCCUGCCUCUACCCAGAAGGGGAGGAUCCAGGCAGAUGAUGCAGCUGCACACGUGCUGAGGAGCGUGGGGCAGAACUCGGCGAUGAGGGGCAGCAGUCCCUUCACUUUCAUCAGCCUCCUCCUGCCCCUCCUGGUGCCGCAGGGGCUGUGAGCCACGUGCCCUGUGCCUGGAUGGACCAAGGCUGCAGCCGCUGGGGAUGGAGCCAGGAUGCUCGGGACCCCCGUGGUCCUCACACAUGCUUGGAGCGGCCUUGCCUGUGUAUCUCUGGGCGAGGAAAGGAUUUGUCAGUAUUACUGGGCCAGAGGGGCCCGAAGCUGAGCUGAGCAGCCAAAGCCCUCAGGCUACCCCAGUUCCCCCUGGCCCUCACAGGCAGGAUGUGCUCAGCAGCUGGAGGCAGCGUGAGCCUGGGGCUGGAGAGGCUGUGUGCCCUGGACUAAAGGGGAUCAGGGGGCUGGCACCCCUGCCCCAGGAGCUGGGCUCGCCCAAGGACAGCCCUUGGGUCUCUCCCUGCUGCGGGCUAAGACUGUGACAUGUCCUGCAGGCAGGGACAUGGUGCUGGCCCUGUGGCCAACUGGAUGCCACCGGCACUCACUGCGGCAGUGCCCUGGGGCUAUGGUCCCUUGGCUCUGAGAGCCUGGAUGUGCUCAAGAUGCCUGGCAGUGGGGCUGUAGGGAACACCCCCUUUGCCACUGUGCUGUGCCCCUUCCCCAUCCUUCAUCCUGCUGUGCAUGGGGGUGGCGAGAGCUGCCCCCACCCUGGCCCUCCCCCUCCCCUCCCCUCUGCCCGGUGCUGGAGGGGCACCCCGCAGCAGCACCCAGUGUGGGGUGUUUUGCCUGCCCUGGUUUGUACAGAUUUCUAUUAUGGGAUUUUUUAUACGAUUGUCUUGAAUAAAUAACAAACGCUA